AUGCCCAUCUCAGCCACCGCUAGCCGUUAUAAACGGACAUACCAUCCUCCUGUCAACUAUAAGAACGCGGGACUAAGGAGUGAAGUCCGUGGCAAGGCGCCAGGAACCCCUUAUGCCUACCAGCAGCUGAAGAAGUUGAAUGACCUGCACGCAUUGAAGAACCCUGAUUGGCGAAACCGUCCCUCUGACAACAGUUCAUCGGCAGCGAAUGAUAGUGAACACAAUAUUCCAGAAGUGGUUGGUGCCGGAGAGCAACGAAUUGGCAUGGAUGCCUCUCCGCCAACGCCAAGAUCUGCCGCACAAGGCAAACGCGAAACAGAGUCACAGCAGUUUAUCAGUUCGUCACAAGAUGGUGCCGCUGCAAGCAACACCUUGAGAUAUAGCCAGAACGACAUUUUCGCGAUAUCCUCUAGAAUGGAACAAAGGAUGCUUAAAACUCUGGAAGAAGAAAAGCCCGCUCAGUAUGAAGUUCUGAAGCAACUAUCCCUCUCAUCCUCCAGAGAACAUCCCUUGAACCUAUUUGAAGUUGCUCCUCUGGGCAGCACCCCCAGCUACUCGACGAAGACUGUCGUGGAUAUUCGACCUCUGAGAGGAAGCUUUGAACAGCGGAAACAGGGGGCUUCCAGCAACAGCCAAGAUGAGCAGCUAACAGCAGCGCUUCGAGCCGCCGACGCGACGCCUCUCAGAGUUCGAGCGCAUGUAUACCAAGCUCGUGGUCCAUACACAAUCUCGGAUGAGCGACGAGCACGAAAGGGCUUCUCUGAGACUCACGAAGCGUAUGAAUCGCAAAGUAACAAGACUCAUACUCACACCAAUGAGCGUCAACUAUCCAAGUCGGAUCGUCCAGCAAACGACACAGGGCCUGCUACGAAAAUUGAAAUCGAGCGGGACGAAGCUUUCCAACGAUUUUUAAACAAGCUGGGACAAAAUAGCAAGGGAUUCCAACGGAAAAGAGCGCAGGAACAAUCCAGGAUGGACAGCGGCUACGACGAUGGCGUGAAGGAAUCCCUAAGAGAGAGUCCCGUCGAAACGUCCACACAGCGGCAUCGGGCGCACGGCGCUGAUCUACGGAAGAAGCCUAAUUCUGAGCUACUCAACAACAGCCAUGCUCGGGGAACGGAGACUCACCACCAGAAAGACGGGAGCAGCAACUCGGCGGACUCGGGCGUCUUUCCCAAUAUGUCAAGUAAAUUCAGAAAUUUCAAUCCCAAAGCGAGAGAGUUUCUCUCAUUCGCUCUGUGUACAGAAUCCAGCUCUGAAGAGGGGAAUAUGGAACCGCUUCAGCCAUUCCCGGCUCUUUUCACUCAAAAAGAUGGUCAGGCAAAUGUCGCGUCCCUGGCAGAAUUAGCUCCCCUCACGGAUAUCUCCUCUGUCCAACCGCCGCCUCCUUAUGGAUUUGUGCCAUUUGCAGCUGCGAACGGAGCUACCGACCCUCUAACACUCAAUAACUUGAUGGCGAGAAGAUUCAUUCCGGUGUCUGCAGACCAGUUCGGAGGCUCGCUCCAGGCGCCAGCUAUCCCAUUACAGCCACUAUCUUUGGUCACCCCGGCGAUGUUUCAACCGCAGCCCGUUUUGCAAGCAGCACCAGGCAAUAUAAUGGGGUUUCAAGCACCUAAUCUUAUGAAUACCGCAUUUCCUUUGACAACCAGUUCGGCUAAUGCGUACUUCAACAUGCCGUCCGGCCAAAUGUCGCUCAUGGGAGCCGCUCCUCCUCAUCCACCGCAACCACAGCCACACCCAGUACCAAAGCCUCGCCGUCCAGACCCAAGAGACCAACAGGCAUACGAGGCGUGGAUUGAGUGGCGCAAGGCGAACCAGCCAGGUUAUGCUUACGAAUGCCGCCUGAGACAGCAGCGACGAGCUCAGCGGAGCUCAGAAGAGAAAGUCCCGGGUAGGGUCACUGUGGGUCAUAAGUCCCGAGCCCUUGCCUCAUCGUGA
Molecule: messenger RNA, 1938 nt
Organism: Trichoderma asperellum CBS 433.97
Lineage: Eukaryota; Fungi; Ascomycota; Sordariomycetes; Hypocreales; Hypocreaceae
Source: RefSeq, a predicted model, not a curated record